This is a messenger RNA of Triticum urartu, 709 nucleotides long. RefSeq names its product Na-translocating NADH-quinone reductase subunit A. Lineage: Eukaryota; Viridiplantae; Streptophyta; Magnoliopsida; Poales; Poaceae. The record is from RefSeq and is a predicted model, not a curated record.
ACAUGGAGCACUGGAAUCGGAAUCCAAUUCCAAAACCGAGAGGUAGGUAUCCUUGGAGGAGGGGGAGGGGGAUCCUCCUCGCCGCUCCGGUUUCCAUGGCGGCCGCCCCCGCCCCCGCCCGUUCGCCGCCGGAAGCGUCCCCGCCGCCCCUCGACGCCUCCGCCUCCGCCUCCGACGACGAGUGGGAUGCGGAUGGAUUUGUUAUUCCUGAUGUGACUAUUCAAGAUGAUGAUGAUGAUGAUGUUAUUACACACAGUGUCCCCAAAGCAAGGGAUCCUGAACCUCAACAGGCAAAAGAGGAGAAGAUAUACUUGGGACCUCAUGGGGCGCCACCAUCAGGAGCAAAGCAGCAGCAACUUAACACAGUUGGCCGCAAGCAGAGUUUCAGAAACAAGCUGAAGGAGGCAGAUAGGAAAUCCAGUGGCAAUGCUCAGGAGAACAAGGUGGAAAGCCUAAGAGAGCUCAUGGGGGCUGUAACAACAGAUAAUAGGGGCAUGGCGAAGAGUUCUCGUCGCGACUGGCUUGACCCACACUGUCGUGAGUCUGAGUUUGAUAGGAAACCACGCUAGCUAGGUGGCUGCCAUAUGAUGUGUCCGUUUGCGCAAAAGUUUUAACUGUAUACUGCUGUGGGCUACUGGCUAGGCCCGAAAAACAUGUCUUUGUUAUCUGCAAGUUUAUGAGGAGAAAUAGCCAAUGGUAUUCUAUGGUA